This is a messenger RNA of Trifolium pratense (red clover), 2234 nucleotides long. RefSeq lists its product as uncharacterized. NCBI's taxonomy places the organism in Eukaryota, Viridiplantae, Streptophyta, Magnoliopsida, Fabales, Fabaceae. The transcript has 3 exons. Bases 301 to 1725 code for a protein of 474 amino acids. The record is from RefSeq and is a predicted model, not a curated record.
AGGGAUAAAUAAGUAGUGAUGAUAUAAAUAAAUAAAUAAAUAAAUAAGAUAGGAAGAAGCAACGUUGGUAACGCAGUACGGUGUUUUGUGUAAUCCACAGUUAACGUGUCUGGCGGCAAUACUGUCAGGAGGAACACACAAAUCUGUUGCUUAUCAUACACACACACACUACCUUUCUUUCUCUGUCCUUUUCAGCAACCCAAUUUCCGUUUCAUCCCAAAAAUCACAAAUCAACAACACAACAACACCAACAACCUUCGAUUCCAUUUCUCUCUCUCCCUCAGUGGCAAAGUUGUAAAAAUGGACCGAAAACAAGGCUUCUUUUCAUCUCUAAAAGAAGAAGUAGUAAGAGGACUCUCACCGGCCAAAUCCCGUUCCAAAAGUCCGGCCAGAACUCCUUCUCCGAUGACAGGACUUCUCCGUCGCCGGAGAAAAAACCAAGGUCCACCACCAGAACUUUUCAUGACGAGAUCGGGUAGUUUAAGACCGGUUGAAGCUUUAUCACCGUUAAAAGAAGGUCCUGAUGGAACCGACGGUGAAGAUGUUGUUAACAGAGGUGAAGGUAAAUGGGGUCAUUGGAUGAGAGCACCUUCUGUUUCAUCUUCUUCAUCAUCAUCUUCAUCUUCUUCAGCAUGCAAGAAAUCUGAUCUCAGAUUGCUUCUUGGUGUUUUGGGUGCUCCUCUUGCACCUGUUCAUGUUUGUACUACUGAUCCUUUUCCUCAUCUUAGCAUCAAAGAUAUUCCCAUUGAAACUUCUUCUGCUCAGUACAUAUUGCAGCAGUACAUUGCUGCAUCAGGUGGUUUGAAGCUUCAAAAUUCCAUUAACAAUGCUUAUGCGAUGGGAAAAGUGAGGAUGAUAGCCUCUGAGUUCGAGACUGCUAAGAAAGUCACGCGUAACCGGAAUUCCUCCAAAGCUGCAGAAUCUGGUGGAUUUGUUUUGUGGCAGAUGAAUCCGGAUAUGUGGUAUGUGGAGCUUGCUAUUGGAGGCAGUAAGGUUCAUGCUGGUUGCAAUGGGAAGCUCGUGUGGAGGCACACACCUUGGCUUGGUGCACAUGCCGCAAAAGGGCCUGUGAGGCCUCUUCGGCGUGCGCUUCAGGGUCUUGAUCCAAAAACAACUGCUAGCAUGUUUAUCAAUGCAAGAUGCAUUGGGGAGAAGAAGAUAAAUGAAGAGGAUUGUUUCAUCCUCAAGCUUUGUGCAGAUCCAUCAACAUUAAAAGCUAGAAGUGAAGGUCCAGCAGAGAUCAUAAGGCAUGUUUUGUUCGGAUACUUUAGUCAGAAAACAGGACUUCUUGUUCACUUGGAAGAUUCCCAUUUGACCCGCAUUCAGAACAAUGGAGGCGAUGCAGUUUAUUGGGAGACCACGAUAAAUUCAUUUCUCGACGACUAUAAACCUGUUGAAGGGAUUAUGAUUGCUCACUCGGGUCGAUCUGUAGUGACACUUUUCAGGUUCGGGGAAACAGCAAUGAGCCACACUAAAACCAGGAUGGAAGAAGCAUGGACAAUUGAGGAGGUGGCAUUCAACGUUCCCGGCCUUUCCAUAGACUGUUUCAUUCCUCCAUCGGAGCUUCGGUUUGCUUCUAUUAGUGAAGCCUCCGAGCUUCCACAUGGUCAGAGGGUGAAGAGUAAGACCUCUGUGGCUACAGCUGCAUACCACGCCAAAGUCGCACACUUACAAAAAUCACACGAAAGCAAUACAAAUAACCUUAACUGGACAGUGGAUGUUUAGCAAAGACGGAGUUUCAGAAUUAGCCUAAUUGUUGUAACUUUAAUACUUUCAGUUCGUCAAAUGACAAACUACUGAGGUAAAAUGGUAAAGAUUAUUGCGGCAGGGUUCAUCAAAAUUUGUAAAUAGAACUGAUCAGUCACAGAUUCUGAAAAGUGAUUUCCAUUACUCUAGGCUUUUUUUGUGCAUGAUUAUGCUUAUGUACAUCAAGGUAUCAAGGUUUGUUUUUUCCACUUCUUUAACUUUUAGUGAUAAAUUGGGAAUCUACUAUAAGCUAUAAUUAAUGUAGGUGUUUCUUAAUUUCACAUGUGAAAGCAUUCUACCAUGAUGCUUGAAGAUCAGUUAUAACCUAGAUUUCUUGAGUUUCAAGGCACACUUAAUAUUUAUCUUGCUGGUGGUGGUAAUUCAAGGAAAAUUCUCCAUCUUUGAGGAAACUAUUGAAGGUUAUUUUAAUGUAUUUAAUGCUAGUUUUUAUUUUGAAUUGUAAACCAAGUAACCUAGAUUAAGCAGAA